AUGGAGGAUAAUGGUGGUGGGACUGCAUUACAUCGUGCUGCUCGGAAGGGUCAUAUUAAAGUCAUCAAAUAUUUGAUCAGUGAGGGAGCUGAGGUAAACAAGGAGGAUAAUAAAGGCGAGACUGCAUUACACCGUGCUGCUGAGAACGGUCAUAUUGAUGUCAUGAAAUAUCUGAUAAGUGAGGGAGCUGAGGUUAAUAAGGAGGAUAAUCGUGGUAAUACUGCAUUACACCAUUCUUAUUGGUACAUUCCUAUUGACUUCAAACAUCUGACCAGUGAGGGAGCUGAGAUCAAAAAGGAGGGCAAUGGUACUAGGACUGCAUUACCCCGUUUUUAUUCGUACAGUCCUAUUGACUUCAUGAAAAAUCUGACCAGGAAGAGAGCUGAGGUCAGUAAAGAGGAAAUUGGUGGUAGGACUUCAUUACCACGUUCCUGUUCAUACACUCAGAUUGACGUCAUCAAAUACUUGAUCAGUGAGGGAGCUGAGGUCAAUAAAGAGGAUAAUCUAGGUUCGACUGCAUUACAUCGUGCUGCUUGGAGUGGUCACGUUGACCUCAUCAAAUAUCUGAUCAGUGAGGGAGGUGACGUCAAUAAGGAGGAUAAUGGUGCUGAGGUAAACAAGGAGAAUAAUGGUGGUGAGACUGCAUUACACCGUGCUGCUUGGAACAGUCAUAUCGACGUCACCAAAUAUCUGAUCAGUGAGGGAGCUGAGGUAAACAAGGAGAAUAAUGAUGGUGAGACUGCAUUACACCGUGCUGCUUGCAAGAGUCAUACUGACGUUAUCAAAUAUCUGAUCAGUGAGGGAGCUGAGGUAAACAAGGAGGAUAAUGGUGGUGGGACUGCAUUACACCGUGCUGCUUGGAACAGACAUAUCGACGUCACCAAAUAUCUGAUCAGUGAGGGAGCUGAGGUAAACAAGGAGAAUAAUGUUGGUGAGACUGCAUUACACCGUGCUGCUUGGAACAGUCAUACUGACGUUAUCAAAUAUCUGAUCAGUGAGGGAGCUGAGGUUAAUAAGGAGGAUAAUGGUGGUGAGACUGCAUUACACCGUGCUGCUUGCAACAGUCAUACUGACGUUAUCAAAUAUCUGAUCAGUGAGGGAGCUGAGGUAAACAAGGAGGAUAAUGGUGGUGGGACUGCAUUACACCGUGCUGCUUGGAACAGUCAUAUCGACGUCACCAAAUAUCUGAUCAGUGAGGGAGCUGAGGUAAACAAGGAGAAUAAUGAUGGUGAGACUGCAUUACACCGUGCUGCUUGCAAGAGUCAUACUGACGUUAUCAAAUAUCUGAUCAGUGAGGGAGCUGAGGUAAACAAGGAGGAUAAUGGUGGUGGGACUGCAUUACACCGUGCUGCUUGGAACAGACAUAUCGACGUCACCAAAUAUCUGAUCAGUGAGGGAGCUGAGGUAAACAAGGAGAAUAAUGUUGGUGAGACUGCAUUACACCGUGCUGCUUGGAACAGUCAUACUGACGUUAUCAAAUAUCUGAUCAGUGAGGGAGCUGAGGUGAACAAGGAGUAUAAUGUUGGUGGGACUGCAUUACACCGUGCUGCUUACAAAGGUCACAUUGACGUUAUCAAAUAUCUGAUCAGUGAGGGAGCUGAGGUAAACCAGGAGGAUAAUGUCGGUAUAACUGCAUUACACAAUGCUGCUUGGAACAGUCAUAUUGACGUCAUCAAAUAUCUGGUGAGUAAGGGAGCUGAGGUCAAUAAGGAGGCUAAUGGUCGUGUGACUGCAUCAUACCCUGCUGCUUGGAACAUUCAUAUUGACUACUUUAAAUAUCUGAUCAGUAAGGGAGUCGAAGUAAAUAAGGAGGGUAAACGUAGUUGGACUGCAUUGCACCGUGCUGCUGAGAAUGGUAAUAUUGCCGUCAUCAAAUAUUUGAUCAGUGAGGGAGCUGAGGGUCAUAUCGACGUCAUCAAAUAUCUGAUCAGUGAGGGAGCUGAGGUAAACAAGGAGGAUAAUAAAGGCGAGACUGCAUUACACCAUGCUGCUGAGAAGGGUCAUAUCGACGUCAUCAAAUAUCUGAUCAGUGAGGGGGCUGAGGUUAAUAAGGAGGAUAAUGGUAGUGGGACUGCAUUACACCGUGCUGCUGAGAAUGGUAAUAUUGCCGUCAUCAAAUAUUUGAUCAGUGAGGGAGUUGAUUUCAAUCAGGAGGAAAAUGAUGGCGGGACUGCAUUAUACCGUGCUGCUGAGAAUGGUCAUAUUGACGUCAUCAAAUAUCUGAUCAGUGAAGGAGCUGAGGUAAACAAGGAGGAUAAUGAAGGCGAGACUGCAUUACACCAAGCUGCUGAGAAGGGUCAUAUCGACCUCAUCAAAUAUCUGAUCAGUGAGGGAGCUGAGGUAAAUAAGGAGGAUAAUAAAGGCGAGACUGCAUUAUACCUUGCUGCUUGGAAGGGUCAUAUUGACGUCAUCAAAUAUCUGAUCAGUGAAGGAGCUGAGGUAGACAAGGAGGAUAAUGAAGGCGAGACUGCAUUACACCAUGCUGCUGAGAAAGCUGAGGUCAAUAAGGAGGAUAAUGGUGGUGGGAAUGCAUUACACCGUGCUGCUCAGAAUGGUCAUAUUGACGUCAUCAAAUAUCUGAUCAGUGAGGGAGCUGAGGUCAAUAAGGAGGAUAAUGGUGGUGGGAAUGCGUUACACCGUGCUGCUGAGAAUGGUCAUAUUGAUGUCAUAAAAUAUCUGAUCAAUGAGGGAGCUGAGGUCAAUAAGGAGGAUAAUGGUGGUGGGGCUGCAUUACACCGUGCUGCUGAGAAUGGUCAUAUCGACGUCAUUAAAUAUCUGAUCAGUGAGGGAGCCGAGGUCAAUAAGGAGGAUAAUGGUGGUGGGACUGCAUUACACCGUGCUGCUUGGAACAGUCAUAUUGACGUCAUCAAAUAUCUGAUCAGUGAGGGAGCUGAGGUCAAUGAGGAGGAUAAUGGUGGUGGGACUGCAUUACACUGUGCUGCGUGGAAAGGUCGUAUUGACGUCAUAAAAUAUCUGAUAAGCCAAGGAAUUGAGUUCAAUAAGGGGGAUAAAGAUAGUCGGACUGCAUUACACUUUGCUGCUGAGAAUGCUCAUUAUGACGUCAUCAAAUACCUUAUCAGCCAAGGAGCAGAUGUGAAUAAAACAACAGCCAAUGGCUGGACAGUGUUGCACUGUGCUGCAGCAAAUUGCAGUUUUGGCGUCAUCGAAUAUCUUCUCAGUGUUGCAGGUGAGGCGAAUCGAAACGCAGAAGAUCAACACGCAUUGCUCCUUAAAGGUGACCCUCUAGAGGUGAAUAAAGCAGACAAUGAAGGGAGAACAGCAUUACACAUCGCCGUUCACCAUGGUUACAUUGACGUUGUUAAAUUCCUGCUUACAAGUGGAGCACGAAGUGACACAGAAGACAUUCGCGGCCAAACACCCUUACGUCAAUCGUUAGCCAUUGGGCACAGAGACAUUGCUGCUCUGCUUAUCGACAAGUUGAAUGCUAAGAGUGAUUCAGUGGCCAUCCAUCUAGCUGUGAUGCACGGACAUACAUCCAUCAUUGAAAAGCUGAUUGCUAAAGGAUCUGAUAUCAAUGUACAGUCUAAUGACGGUCAGACAUGUCUUCAUAAAGCUAUCAAAUUAUGCUACCAAAAGAAAAGGAAUGUUGGAGACACCGAAACACUCAGAAAGGUAUCCAAAGAAUACUACAGUGGCAGGUUAUCUCCUGAAAAGGCAUUGGUGUUCUAUCUCUUAGAAAAUGGAGCCAGGAUUGAUAUUAAGGAUGAAGCAGGUUGCCUACCAAUCCACUAUGCAAAUGAUGAAAUGAUCAGACAGAUGAUAUUGGCAAGAUCACCUUCAUUGGAUGAUGUACAGUCUGCUAGAGGUCGGCCAUCGAACUCUAACGUUGCCUCUGUCAAAGUCAUCAGAAAUUCCAGUCAAGAAAUCAAUCUAGAAGACCAUGGAAUAUCAAUGUACCUUCCUCCUGGAGCGGUUCCACCUGAUGUUUCUUGUCAGAUAACCCUAACCAUCUGUACAGAAAAUACAUGUGUAGAUAUCACUGAAGGUGAACCAAUGGUCUGCUAUGGGAUCAAGUGUGACCCUCAACCCUUGAUCUUCAACCAACCUGUUAAGAUCACUAUACCACACUCUUCCUUGGUCGUCAAUCCAGAGCAAGUAAAACCAGACAUCGUUUGUCGCGUGUGGGACUCUAUCAAGGGUAAGUCCGUGAAGAUUGAGAUUGGAGUAAAACAAUAUACGUAUUAUUGGUAA
This is a messenger RNA of Lytechinus variegatus (green sea urchin), 4212 nucleotides long. RefSeq names its product serine/threonine-protein phosphatase 6 regulatory ankyrin repeat subunit B-like. The transcript is spliced from 9 exons. Gene Ontology annotation, molecular function: protein binding. Lineage: Eukaryota; Metazoa; Echinodermata; Echinoidea; Temnopleuroida; Toxopneustidae. The coding region runs from base 1 to 4212 and encodes 1403 amino acids. The record is from RefSeq and is a predicted model, not a curated record.